AGCAGAAGCAUACAGAACACCGUACAAGAUGAGACACUCAUCACCUAGUUUUGAUUUCACUUUUUCACCAGGUCCAUCGUUGGAGAGGAAUUUCUUCACCCCUUCGUCUUCCCAGAGCAGUAGCGUCUUUGGGUCCCAUCCCGAUGUUCAAACGCCCCCUUCUUCAUCCGGAUUUUCAUCCCCAGCUUCUCCACCAUUUGGUGGACAGGACCCUCGAAGGAGAAACUUUUUCUCAGAUCCUUUUGCACCAGUUGCAGGUCCAUCUACAGAGUCGAAUCUGGCAUUCAGGGCUCCGACUUUGCGGCCCGGAAGUGUCCCAGAUCAGAAUAUAAACAGGGCCAUAACGCAAGAGCCGCGCGCAUUGCCCAUUUUGACUGAAAGAUCUGCAGGUAUCUUCAGCAACCGGACACCGGAAAAUGCAUCGAUAUCAUCCCAUGUAGACACAGGGAGCGCCAGAGAAAUCCCGUCAAUGCAGGAAACAAAUCUACCAGAAGAGACGCCUCGCUCAAGCACAUUACCAGCGGAUGAGAAUGUGGAAGGCGAAGACGAGGGAGAGGUUGAAGUAGAGGGAGAGAACGAGCAUGAAAAUGAGCAUGAAGAUGGACAGGAAGCAUAUGAGGCUGGUGACGAUCUCUUUUCUCCUGACCCCAUCGACGACCGGAGGCUUCAGGACAGUCUAAACGCCGUCAAGAUCCAGCUCCGAGAGCUUUCCCAAACAAUCCACAAUUGUGAAGUGGCCCAAGACCCAGAAACCAGUUUGCAUCAUAUUUAUCGAGAAGCCAAGAAGCUCAGUGAAUUCAAGGAUCAAGAAACGCGUAUUGUCGGAUUCAUAGGCGAAACGGGAGUUGGCAAGAGCUCUGUCAUCAACUCAAUACUCGACCAAAGAGGUCUCGCACGCUCGAGUGGUGCAAGUGCCGCCUGUACUUCGGUGCCUAUGGAGUAUCGUUAUGUGGAUGAAGCGCAUCCCGAUGCUUACACCAUAGAAGCCGAAUUCAUGAAAGAAGCAGAAGUCAAUGAACUCUUAGAGGAGCUUCUAAGAAGUAUCCGACGUGCUGCCGUCCCUACGGAACGAAGUAUUAUCGCAGAGGAAAAUUGGCCACAGUAUGAAGCCAUAGGCAAAAUGUCUCACGAAACCAUCCAAGCAAUCUUUCGCGAUCGGCCAGACCUGACCAUUGAGUAUCUCGCGCGUGGAGCGGAAGAUGAGAUCCUUCAAGAGCUGAAGCAGCUGGCUAUGGAUCGAUUAACGUUCAGACCCGGGGGACUCAGUUCACUGAAUUACUCUGUCGUUGCCGGCGAUUUGGAAAGAUGCAAAGAUGAACUGGACAGAUUGACUAGUGACUCAGAGGACAACAAUGAGCAUGCGUUGUGGCCUUUCAUCAAAUUAAUUCGGGUGUUUCUCGAGUUGCCCGUGUUGAAGACCGGUCUGGUGCUUGCAGACCUCCCAGGACUGCGAGACAUGAAUUACGCAAGAGUACGAGCAACGGAGAAAUAUCUUGCCAACACCUGCGAUGAAGUGUUCAUAGUGCUGGGGAUAUCUCGAUGUGUUUCGAAUCAAUCGAUAUAUGACAUCGUCAACAAAUGUGGAGCGAGUAAGCGCAUACGGAUUGUUUGCACAAGAGCAGAAGAGACUUCGGCCGAAGAGUCUGCUCGCGGUGACAGUCAAUUUGCACGCCGCGUCAGAAAAAUGAACGCAGAUAUUAAAGUCUUGGAAGAAGAUUCAACUCGCAUCGGGCGUCAACGGCAAAACGCACGAGGUCACAGGAAAGCGGAGCUUGCUGUUCUCGAAUCCACAAAAGAGGACAGGAUACAUGAACUUCUCUACGAGCGAAAAGCCUUCAUCAUUAGGGAGCGAAACAAUUCAACCACAAGAGAGCUUGCGAGGACAAUCCAUAACAGGGAGGAGCACAGAGACAAGGACAUAAAGAUAUUCUGCGUUAGCAAUGAGCUAUACGGAAAUCCCCCACGCCAACUGGCCGAAAAAUACAGAAAGCUGAGCGGAGUUUGCGAGCUUCGUUCUUACUGCCGAUCAGUCCCUGCAGAGGCUAGAAUGGCGUCUGCUUCAUCUUUCAUCGGGAACCAAGUAUCAGCUCUUAUGCUUUCCAUACAUCAGUGGACACUGACGGGUCGGGACGCUGUGAAUUCUGCUAGAGCUCGUGAACUUCGAAGAGUACUGGAAAAGGCGGAAGCGGAUCUUCGUCAGGACUUUAUGUCAGCCCGUGGGCGUCUCGCUCGAACUCAGAACGAGGUAUUCACUACAUUUGAUACCCAAGUCAUGCAAAAGCUCGACCCCUAUUUCCAGAGAGAACUAAAGAAGAAGUUUGUUGCAGUUAGUGACAAUUGGAAUGAUUCUUAUCAUUCGGCCAGUUACGCCGCAUUCUGCCGACAGAACGGCACCCACACGACCAAGGCCAAGGGCGCACAAUGCUGGAAUGACGAGCUAAUGGCACAAGCACGGCCAGCUUUAGGUAUAAGAUGGGAUGCAGUAUAUACAUGGAUGAUGUCUCAAAGGGACGUACUUCAUCAGGACAUCUCGACGGCUUUCCAAACCAUCUCAAAUACACUUCAAGUGCAUUUCCAGGUUGCUCCACAAGCGAUCGGAAACCUUCUCUACGUUUUGGACUAUAGAGAAAGGUGCAUCAAGUAUAUUUUCACUGCAGCGAACACGCAUAUUAUUCAAAGCACAGAGUGAGCUUGGUCAACCAGUGUCAGACUAUCCAUCUCUCUAACACCUCUCCAGAUCUAUCAGAGACCACACUCUCAAUGGCCACAAUAACAGUUCACUAAUUGCCGAUCUAAUGCGAGAGGCAUACAAUAGAUGCAACCAAGAAGCGGGAACCGGCAGCGAUCGAAGACGCAAGGAUAUUAUGCACGACCACUUAUCCAACAUGCAACUUUACAGGAAGUAUGCAGAGUCUGUGCAGAGUUCGUAUCUUACUGCCAUGAACGAACCACUGAGCACCCUCAGAGAAAAGCUGCAUGAGCAGAUUGAAAUGAUUGCACGAGAUCUGCGAGCGGUAGUGGUUCCUGCUGGGGAGGCUUCGGAGGUUGAGAGAGCGCCAGGUCUAGUACGCGAGUUCCAGAGAAGACUUCGAACGUUGGGAGAGGCCUUGGAUCGUGCCUCAGAAGCUGCCCAGGCAGCCGGAAACUAAGAAGGAUCACGAGCUAUUUGUUAUUCUGGUGAUAAUAGCUUGGAUCGAAGGUAUAGUUGACCGGAAGGACGAGAAUGAAGAGGGAGUAAAGUUUCCAAAUCUUAAGGCACCUUCUUGUCAGCGAGAGUUGCUUCACUGUGAUCUUGCCCGGAUUCCAGCGGUUGCGAUGCCGGUGUUGCUCAUCAUAGCGCACAGCAAGGAAACUAAACGAUGC
Penicillium brasilianum is the source of this 3363-nucleotide messenger RNA. The record is from the annotation of a GenBank genome assembly. NCBI's taxonomy places the organism in Eukaryota, Fungi, Ascomycota, Eurotiomycetes, Eurotiales, Aspergillaceae.